UCCCGCUCUUCGACCUGCGGUGGCCAUCCACGAGUUUCACUUUGAGAAGGGCCUCGGCCAGGUCUACCGGAGCCCUCCACUGGACUUGGACGGAUUCUCCCAGGAAUCGCUUCGGUACGACGUGGAGCGACCAAGGGAAAUUCCUUUGGCUGUCCGCCUCUUUGCGGACAUGGAGGCGGAAUCGUCCUCAACGACUGGCGAGGGCGGUGAGGAGGAGGUUCUGGAGGACCGCAGCAUUCACUACACCUACGUUUCGCUGCAGAAGGUUGGUGGUCUAUCUGGAGAGUCGCCCUGCGCCGGAGACGAAGGCCUCGAGGGAGUUGACCGUUGUCCUUGGUCCGCGCAUGUGGUCAGUCAGAAGCUGGAGCACUACGGCCAGUGCUUCAUCCUUCACGAGGUGUUCGGCGCAGGGCCGACAGAUAGGGUUGGCGAUGCUUCCUCAAAACGUCCGAGUUUGGCAGAUCAAGAUGUCGAGGGAAACACCGAUUGCGUCAUCUGCCUCAGUGAACCGCGCGACACAGCUGUACUACCUUGCCGCCACAU
Molecule: messenger RNA, 543 nt
Organism: Symbiodinium sp. CCMP2456
Lineage: Eukaryota; Dinophyceae; Suessiales; Symbiodiniaceae
Source: the annotation of a GenBank genome assembly